Acyrthosiphon pisum (pea aphid) is the source of this 1696-nucleotide messenger RNA. It is a transcript of the gene wus, whose product is annotated as TM2 and DnaJ domain-containing protein wurst. The transcript has 5 exons. Gene Ontology annotation, cellular component: membrane. Lineage: Eukaryota; Metazoa; Arthropoda; Insecta; Hemiptera; Aphididae. The record is from RefSeq and is a predicted model, not a curated record. The coding region runs from base 390 to 1601 and encodes 403 amino acids.
AUCGUCGUGAAUGCGGUUCGUUCACGGGGACCGCGACCAACUGUUGAACUGCGUGGCCUACAUCCGGAAAUCCCGUUACCCGUGCCACUUGUUCGGCACCACCAGACGCCAAGCGCCGCGCAUACGUGUUCGGGGGGGCCUGGCGAUCGCGUUAUUGUGUUGUUAUUAUUAUUACUAUUAUAUACGCGACAGUAACGAUUACGGAUCGGUAACGCGUUAACGUAUAAUGCCUGGCACAGACAUUUGACUCGUACUCGUAUUGCAGUGACUUGUUGUAUAGCUACAACACUCGCUUAUUGGUACAACGUUUUGUUACAUAUUUAAUUAUUAUUUAUAUUAUAUUAUUAUUAUAAAUACCUACCUCCGCGCAUUUACACGUAUACACACGCAUGUUUGGGUUACCGGGAAUUAUGGGCAAAGGUGUCUUCGGACAGAACAGCAACGGCGUCGGCAGCAAUCGGAGCCGCAACAACAACAAAAGCAAUAACAGCAGCAACGGCAACAAGAGCAAAACGCUCACGUAUCUGCUGUGGCUAGUCGGCGGAGUGUGCGGCCUGCACCAUUUCUACUUGGGCAGAGACCUGCAGGGCGUACUCUGGUGGUGCACGUUCGGUGGGUAUUUCGGAUUCGGUUGGCUCAGGGACCUGUUCUACAUCGGCGAGUACGUGGCCGACGCCAACAAGGACGAGAAGUACAUGAAAAAAGUCGACUACAUGGUCCGCGUGUACGAAAAGCCACCGUUUUCUACGGUUCGAUUCACUGGAAUGGUAGUAGUGGCUUAUCUUUUCAGUACUGUUGUAUCUCUUGCAAUACCCGAAGACAAUGUUGCAGGUCUUAGUUGGCAAUGGCUACAAAUAUUUACUCCUCUAGCUGCUGCUUUAGGUGUAUGGGCCGUGGGAAAUAUUGGUCAUGAAACAGGAUCUAUUAAAUGGCCUUUAAUAUGCGCGUACUUAGUACCCAUGGUUGGUAAUCCGUUGAAAUCAUUUAUUUUUGAUAAAUGGGGCUAUGAUAUUGAUGAAUCUACAUCAUUUGCCAUAAUGAUAUUAUCUGCAGCGUGGUCAUUUGAUCAUUUAGAAAAACGGUGGAGACCAAAAAACCAAAAGACCCCAGGCACCUUAAAGCGAAUCGUUGUGAUCAGUAUGUGCUGUUUAUUAUACAUGGCUUUAUGGAGUAGUUAUUUGUAUUUCAACGCCAAAGUGACUGAUGAAGAUGGAGACGAAGUACCAUUCCACGAGGCACUAGGUCAUUUUUUCAGUUCACCUUGGUGGUUAGAUGUAAAACAAUCAUUUAUUGAUGUAUGGCAAUUUGCCCAAGAACACGGGUGGAUGGAGACUUGGCGACAAAUAGUUUCAUUAUCUGAUCCUUCGGGUGAACAAAAUGCUUUUAAGGUGCUGGAAUUAAGGUCAGGAGCUACACAAACUGAAAUAAAAAAUCAAUGUCGAACAUUAGCAGUUAAAUACCAUCCAGAUAAAGCUAAAGAUGAUAUAACUAGGAAAGAUGUGCAAAAUCGAUUCUUCGAAGUACAGCAAGCAUGUGAACUGCUAUCAAAUAGUAGAGCUAAAAGGCGAAGAAGAAAUAAACAAUUUAAUGAAGAGCUUUAAGUUGCAAUAUUAUUUUUUUGUUAUAUACCUAUCAUAGAAUCAUAAUUAUUUAUACAUUUACUGUGAUAAAACCAAAUUGAUGUUUACUUCGACAU